Messenger RNA from Closterium sp. NIES-65, 3126 nucleotides. Lineage: Eukaryota; Viridiplantae; Streptophyta; Zygnematophyceae; Desmidiales; Closteriaceae. The record is from the annotation of a GenBank genome assembly.
AUGUUCGCCUUCGCAGAUGGGACGGCAGGCCAACGCGCUCGUGGUGGCGGAAAGCGCAACGGCGGCAGGGCUGCCGCGGCCAAGGGCGGUCCCUCGGGCAGGCAGUCGCAGGAUGCGGAUGGAGGCGACGAGGGGGAUCAUGCCGAGCCGGAAGCUCGUGGUGGCGGAAAGCGCACCGGCGGCAGGGCUGCCGCGACCAAGGGCGGUCCCUCGGACUCGCAGGAUGCGGAUGGUGGCGACGAGAAGGAUCAUGCCGAGCCGGAAGCUCGUGAUGGCGGCAUACGCAACGGCGGCAGGGCUGCCGCGGCUAAGGGCGGUCCCACGGGCAGGCAGUCGGAGGAUGCAGAUGGUGGCGACGAUAGGGAUCAUGCCAAGCCGGAAGCUUGUGGUGGUGGCAUUCGCAACGACGGUAGGGCUGCCGCGGCCAAGGCUGGUCCCUCGGGCUCAGAGGAUGCGGAUGGUGGCGACGAUAAGGAUCAUGCCGAGCCGGAAGCUCGUGGUGGCAGCAUGCGCAACGGCGGCAGGGCUGCCGCGGCUAAGGGCGGUCCCUCGGGCAGGCAGACGCAGGAUGCGGAUGGUGGCGACGAGAAGGAUAAUGCCGUGCCUGCAUGCCGUGGCGUCAACGAUCAUGAUGAGGACGAGCCAGCAGCUGUGACUGAUGAGAAAGGUGGACGUGAAGCUGUGAUUCCCUACCAACGGCGCAAGGCUGUGGAUCCGGGCAGUUGCGACCAUAAGGCGAGACAAGCUCGGCGCGGCCACAAUGUGGAUGUUUUGAGCUCGUCUGGUUCCGAGGAAGAUUCGAGCGACAGUGAGUCGGGCAGCUCAUCCGGGAGUGAGGAGGUAUACGAGGACGAGGUUGAGGAGGAGGAGGACGAGGAUGAUGAGGAGUUGGAGCCGGAGAGCAAGGAUGGGGAGGAGGCUCGGCCUUUGAACAGGAGGAGUGUGCGGAAGCUCAAGAAGGGCAACGCUAAGCAAAAAUCAGAGAGGGGACGGGUGAAGAUAUGUAAACAGAGUGCGCGUUGUGCCAAACCUUAUGGCAAGCGCCAGAGACCUCGAUUUGAAGCAAAAAAAGUGGGUGUGCGUAGCAAGGCGAGGCGGGAGUUGAAUUUUUACGUAUCAAUGGGGAUACGAUGUCCAUCAAGCUCUCAUGAACGGCAAGCCGCGGACCCGUACGCUGCGUUACGCAAUCCGAGGGGUUCGGCUGGGAAGGGAGAUCAGAUGGCUUGGGGGUCAGCGCGGUUGGGCAAAGAAGCGACGGACCCGCCCCCCAACCAUAUGGGGGGUCGCGCGGUUCAUGUGAAGAACGAGGGGGCAACGAAGCGGCACGAACCCUCGGUAGCUGCAGCAGCGAAUGACGGUGUGGGAGGAGGUGUGUGGGCGAAUGCCUUGGGUGAAUGUGGCGGCGGUGUGGAAGGCUCCAUGUGGGAUAUACGGGAGAGCAGGGGAGAAGGGGGGGACGAGAAACUGGAUCCGACGACUAAGGAGGGGAGGGGAGAGAGCAUGGGCACACUUGGCGUAUCCAAUCGGCCGGAUGUGGCAGGCGGCAGGACUGUGGAGCAGCUCAUGCGAGAGCUUGCCCAGCGGGAUCGCGAAAUCGCUGCACUCAAAGCAAGGCCAGGAUCAAAAGGAGCUGUCAAGCCCUGCACCCCUCCAUCUAGGCCUCCUCCUAUAGCAUCUCUGUCGAGCGGCCCAUCUAUAGGGGGCUUCGAUCCAGACGUGGAGCCAGAAAGCACAGCGACGGUAGACGUACCGGUCCGUCGAACGCGUGGGAUGCCCACACCCAAGCUGCUGAAGAGCCCCUGUUCCUGGUGCUGGUGGUGGUGUGGGUGUCAUGCGGCGGAGGGAAUAGAGGAAGCCGUAUCCGUCAACCCCAUGCGGCCCCCUUUCUGUCCGCCGCUCCUCCCUCCCCUCUCUAUCCCGUCCCUCUCCCUCCUCGUCCAGAGCCACUGUAAAAGAUCUCCUGUUCAUGGUGCUGGUGGUGGGGUGGGUGUCAUGUGGCGGAGUGAUCAGCCCAUAUUCAUGGUGCUGGGGGUGGUGUGGGUGUCAUGCGGCGGAGGGAUAGCUAAGCCUAGCUGUCAUCCUUUAUCUCACUCCCCGCCCUCUCCCAUCCCUCCCCUCCCUCUGCGAGAGCCCAUGUUCAUGGUGCUGGGUGUGGUGUGGAAUACAUGUCAGCUCCUGUUCAUGGUGCUGGUGGUGGGGUGGGUGUCAUGCGGCGGAGUGAUAGCUCACCAUAGCAGCUAUCCUUCCUCUCCCUGCACCCUCUCUCCCAUCCCUCCCCCACCUCUUCCCGAGCCCAUGUUCAUGGUGCUGUUGUUGCUUAACGUUGGUUCUUCUCCCACUGUCCCCUUCUCCCGCCCCCCCUUUAAUCUACACCUCUCCCCUUCCCUCCCGCCAUCCCGUUCUCUCCCUCCCUCCAUUUCUCUUCAGCCCUCCCCUUCUAUCCCGCCCUCCAUGUCUCUCCUGCCCUCCCCCUCUCCCCUGCUCUCCCCUUCCCUCCUGCCCUCCCCUUCUCUCCCGCCCUUCCCUGCUCUACUGCCCUCCAGCCAACCCUCCAUUCAUUCUAAACCACCCUCCACUUCGUCCAUACCCUUUGGACAACCCCUAAACCAUGGCGUGCAUGAUCUUCGUCCCCGUCUUGUCCUGCGUGCGCGCAGGAGGGAAUCAGCGGGUCAGCUCGUGGGGAAACAGCAGAGACGGGCUCCCGUUUGCCAACGGCCGAUUGACCAGGGCUUGGCAAAGGUUAAGAAGACCGACUGGAACGUCUCGAACUCCCACCGCAAGAACACCGAGUGGAUGACGGGUUUGCACCGAAAUGUGCGGUGGAUUAUCAAGGACCACUUCACACGCCACACCCCCGUGUACAACACAGUCGUGCACGGCUUCAAGUGGGGCGACCGUGGCCUUUAUCUUCACGAGUCAGAAUUUGAGGCGUUCAAGGGGAAGGCCGUGCCUGACAAGGAGAAGAAGGACUUGAAGGAGGAAGAGCAGGAGGUGUACGACGCGGAGGACUUGAAGACGGAUGACGAGGAGGAUGAGGAGGAGGAGGAGGAGGAGGAGGAGGAGGAGGAGGAUGAGGAGGAGGAGGAGGAGGAGAAGGAGGAGGAGGAUGAGGAGGAGGAGGAAUAG